Messenger RNA from Brassica rapa (field mustard), 1402 nucleotides. Its product is annotated as GEM-like protein 7. The record is from RefSeq and is a predicted model, not a curated record. Lineage: Eukaryota; Viridiplantae; Streptophyta; Magnoliopsida; Brassicales; Brassicaceae.
UUAUUUUCAAAUUUUUAAUAUUUAUUUUUUAUUUUAUAAAAUUAUAAAUCACAAUCUCAAAUCUCCACCCGUCAACUCUAAACCCUAAGGUUUGGAUUAGUUAAUCUUAAGGGUAUAAGUGUAUAUUUACCUCUUUAAUGAAACAUUUUGAUCUUUAGAAUUUAUAUUUGUGAUAUAAAUUUUUUUAGUGCUAUCCUAGGGUAUUUUCCGUUUGUUAUUUCAAAGCUUUUUUUUUUAUUUAUGUCUCCUUUAACACAAUGAUUAUUAUUUUUCUCAAAAAUAAUAAAGAAAAUUAGAGCAUAUGCUUGAUCUUCUUUUUGCCUUUAACUCCAAGAAAGUGACUUUAUGUGUGUCUUGAUGACCCAUACAUGACUCAUCCUUUACAACAAAGGUCUAGAGUCUCAACAAUUCAUAGCUUUGUUUUAACUGCCCCUUGUCUCUUUGUCUUUCCCUUUAAAUAACCAUCCCACCACACAGUUUCAUCAUCACCAUCACCCUCAAUCUCUCUCUCUCUCAAGAUCAAGAUUCAAGAUCAUUACGCAGUCUUCCAAGAUCAUGAAAAUGAGCAGAGUCCACCAACAAGUUCUUGCAUUCCCAGCAGUCAAGACUUCUCCGGCAGGUUACUUGCCUGAUCCAGCUUCCAUCAACAAGCUCCAAAUCCCACCUCCUUCCAAGAAAUCUGAACAAAGCAAGAAAAAAUCGAUUCUCCGAACCAAUAGCUUCACGAGCGGAGCUAGAGAUCAGAACAAGUUAGCGCCAAAGCUGACCGAAACAGUCAAGAGAAAGCUAUCCUUAGGAGCUAAGAUCAUUCAAAUGGGAGGCUUAGAGAAGAUUUACAAGAGGCUCUUUAGAGUCUACGAUGAAGAGAAACUCUUCAAAGCCUACCAAUGUUACCUGUCAACAACCGCAGGUCCCAUCGCAGGCUUACUUUUCAUCUCAUCAAAGAAGAUUGCUUUCUGCAGUGAGAGAUCUAUCAAAGUGGCUUCACCUCAGGGAGAUCUCACUAGGGUUCACUACAAAGUGUCGAUCCCCUUGUGCAAAAUCAAGGGAGUGAACCAGAGUAUGAACACAAAGAAACCAUCUCACAAGUACAUUGAAGUAGUCACGGUCGAUGACUUUGACUUCUGGUUCAUGGGCUUCAUGAACUAUCAGAAAGCAUUCAACUGUCUCGAGCAAGCACUUUCUCUCGAGCAAUAACAAGCCGAAGGUUGAAGAGGAAAUAUUUCAUUUCUAAUUUAACCUAUUUUUCAAUCCAAGAAUGUUAGGAGCAAGCCUAGAAAAUUCAGACAAUAUUGUACAAACUCUUUUUUUUUUUAAAUUAAAACUUUAAUGUUAUUGUUAUCCAUUGUUGACAAGAGCAUGAAACUGCAUAUAUUUACAGACAUCAUUGAUAUCUUCUCAA